GUGCUGGAGCGUCCCUUUUGUGAGUUCAACUGGGACACCAACCCCAGUGACUGUGAUUACUCUGUUGAGCUAGCCCUGCCCAAGCACAGGAUCCAGUACUUCACCUACAGAGGGCAUCGCGUCUGGGACCGCCACAGCCGGACUGACAGGGUGUUUGGCUCCACUGGUCAAUCUCUGGCUCCCCCGUUUGGAGGGGAGGAGGAAGCAAAGGAAGAACAAGAGCAGGCUCAAGGCUGCCUUAAAACAACAGAAGACCAGCCACCUGCUGUUAGUGGGCAGGAAGAGAGUGAAACAGGGGAGUGUGCUCAUACUGAGAGCACACAUCUGGAGGAAGCGAUGCAGGAUGAGAUGAAUAUUCACACUCCUGACUCAACACAACCAGCUUCAAAGUGUAGAGGAAACACUUCUCAGGAACAACAGGAUUCAGGAGGAGCACAUGUUGUGGAGGAGGCUGCAAACAGACUUCAGACUACAACAGACCAAAUAUUAUUGCAGACAGAGGGAGUGAGUGUGAAAGAAGAGGGUGAGGAAGAAUGGGAAGAAAGCUGGGAAGCCAAUAAAGAUGCUUUGAGUUAUCUUACACCUGUGAACAUCAGCCAGAGUCCGUCAGUACCUCUGAAGCAGCGAGAGGAGAAACGUGGUGCUCGCCCCCCUAAAAAGAAACCCACACACUUCAUCACCUUUAGGGCCAAUACUCCUGCUAUCCUCUCCUGUUUCCAGCAGCUGCAGGGGGAGAUCACCUCCCUUCUCCCCUCUUCUGCUCCUUACUGGUUGACUGCCUCCAGGCUUCAUGUGACCCUGUGCUUGCUGAUGCUGCACAGCCCAGCUGAGGUAGCCACCGCCGAGGAGGUCCUCCGACAGUUUGCCCAUUUGGAUCGCAACCCCCCGGUGGCUGUGACCUUUCCUGUAAAGCUGAAACAUUUCAAUGGGAGGGUGCUCUAUUUGAGCCCCCAACCUCAACUGUCCCUUCAGCAACUCAACAGCGGCCUGCAGGAGGCCUACCGGAAGAAGGGCUUUCUCCACCGGGACUCUCACAACCCACGCUACCACCUCACACUGGCCAAGGCAGACUUAGGGGAAGAGAGGAUUUUUGGAGAGGUGGGGGGCUUAAAGGUGGGGAAGGGUUUAAAUUUUGGCCGUCUGCCAGUUAACACCUUAUACCUUUGUGCAAUUCACGGUACAAAGGUAGAUGACUUUUAUGAGACCUUGUGCACAGUAACUCUUCGAUGAUAGAAGAGCGUGCAUUUCACAUGCACAUACUACAUACAUACAUAUGUACAUGCAUUAUCUCUGAGCUGGAAUUUUAUAAGUCAUGUGGCCUUACAUAACAAAUUAGAUGUUUUAAUUUUUUUUAAGUAAUUUAGUAAAGGUACACUUUUAAAGGUAACCAGGUAAAAGACAAUUUAAUAGCAUGGCUUAAUGGGCAAAGAUUUUUUAUUAGACCAGGGAAAAUCCCACUGAGGUUAAGAACCUCUUUUACAAGGAAGGGAGCCUUGGUAAGAUAGUGGCUUUCUCAUUUAACAGCAUCAAAAAGACACUGGUGCCACACGUACACAGAAUACAGUCAGCAUUUCCAGAGGUCUGUACUUGUAUAAUAUCCCCAGUACCAUAAAAAUGUUUUUGGAACCAGGCGUGCACUGCAAACAUCGAGCCAUUCAUAAAGUGGCAGAUAUCUGGGCCCAACAGUGAAGCCAUUAUUUAUUUAUACAAAGAAAACUGGAUUAUAUUCUUCAUUUAAUCCAUAGGAUUUAGAGUUUUAAUGGUGUAUAACCAGAAACAUUUCCCUUUUAAUAAGAGACUUCUCAAUAUCUCCGCCUCUAUGUUUCAUUUUUUCAUUGCCAGUACAUUUAAGAUCCUAAAUCUUAUUAUUAUAUGUCUUAUUAAUGAGAAAUAAUGAUAUAUGUUAUAAAUGAAGAUAAAAUAAUAAAAAUAAUGAAAUAAAGAUAAGAAAUGAAUGUAACCCACAUCAUAUAGUGAAUUGACACUGCAAACUUAUACAAACAGAACUUUGCUCGGCUGAACAGAAGAAUAUAAAGACUAAACACAGAUUGAGCAAAGGUCUACAACAUCAGUCUUCUUAUUCACUGGUUUAGUUGAUAGGGUGUAAAGAUUAAAACACUAAAAGCUUCAAUUUGCUAAAUUGCAGCAACUUUUAAAAUUGGAACAGAAACUAUUAGUCAAUCAAAUAUUUGAUUGAUAGAAAACUAAUAUGGAACCGUCAAAUUGGCUUACCUCUGGCAGCCAAUGAAUGUUUUUUUUAAUUUUCAUCAGCGUGGAGCCGGUAAAUUCAGUGGAUUUACAGAGUAGAAUACCUGCUUUCUUAUCAUGUAAAAAUUGCCAUAAGUUGAAAUACAUGUUAGCGUUCUUUCUGUUUAUUAUCCGAUGAGUCAAACAGGGUGACAUGGGCAAACCUUGGACCUUCUCUGGGCAUCCCCGAUCAUG
This is a messenger RNA of Monopterus albus (swamp eel), 2442 nucleotides long. Its product is annotated as leukocyte receptor cluster (LRC) member 9. NCBI's taxonomy places the organism in Eukaryota, Metazoa, Chordata, Actinopteri, Synbranchiformes, Synbranchidae. The record is from RefSeq and is a predicted model, not a curated record. The annotation marks the transcript as partial. The transcript has 4 exons.